UUGUUGGAAUUAUUUGACAGUGAGGAUCCUAGGGAACGUGACUUCUUGAAGACCACCUUGCAUCGAAUUUACGGGAAAUUCCUUAACCUUCGCGCAUUCAUCCGAAGAUCAAUUAAUAAUGUAUUCUUCCAAUUCAUAUAUGAAACCGAACGCCAUAAUGGUAUUGCAGAAUUGCUGGAAAUUCUUGGAAGUAUCAUCAAUGGGUUUGCAUUGCCGUUGAAAGAAGAGCACAAGACAUUCCUCACAAAAGUAUUGAUACCUCUGCACAAAGUAAAAUCAUUGACAUUGUAUCACCCGCAACUUGCCUAUUGUGUGGUACAAUUUUUGGAAAAGGAUCCUACGUUAACAGAAGAGGUCAUCUGUGGUUUAUUAAGAUAUUGGCCUAAAGUGAAUAGCCAAAAGGAAGUAAUGUUCCUGAAUGAGAUUGAGGAAAUAUUAGAUGUCAUAGAACCGCAAGAAUUUGUGAAAAUUCAGGUACCUUUAUUCCAACAAAUUGCUAAAUGUGUGUCGAGUCCACACUUUCAGGUUGCAGAGAGGGCUUUGUAUUAUUGGAAUAAUGAGUACAUUGUUAAUUUGAUAGGUGACAACGUAAACGUUAUUUUACCAGUAAUGUUUCCAACUUUAUAUCAAAAUUCCAAGACCCACUGGAACCGGACCAUCCAUGGCUUGGUAUAUAAUGCGUUGAAGUUAUUUAUGGAAAUUAACCCAGCACUAUUUGACGAAUGCACAGCGCAAUACAAGCAAAGUC
Molecule: messenger RNA, 748 nt
Organism: Acaulospora morrowiae
Lineage: Eukaryota; Fungi; Glomeromycota; Glomeromycetes; Diversisporales; Acaulosporaceae
Source: the annotation of a GenBank genome assembly